AAAAACACCUUACAGCGCGAAAUUCAGGAUUACACGCAUAAGCGGCAAGGGAACAGCAACGUGACGUGGGGCCAAACCACGUCACGUCACCUGACCUGACCUUCCGUUUAUCUUCCAAAAUAAAGAAAUGGAAAAACCCAGAACAGAAGAUGCGGUGGAUAAUGCCAUAUCAGAGGAUAAACCUAUGGACUCAUCCUCGACAUCAUCAUCACAGGUUGAUUCUCAAAAUAGGGAGUCCAGGAAUAUGAUUAUGAAUUCGAGCCGAAUUGCAAAAAGUUCAGAUCUAACCCUUCAAAUACCUCCAAGGCCCGGGGGUUUUGGGAGCAGCCGUAGCGGCAAAGGUUUACUCCAGUCUCCAAGUGUCGUAAAUGGAAAUUCUUCAGGUGGAGGCUUUCUUCGGGCUCUAAGCUUUAAGAAGAGGACCACUGCAUCAGAUGGCGAAAGAAGCUCUCUCCUGAGUUCAGAUCCUAAGGCUGAAAGCCCCCUUUUUGCCAAUCUCAUGCCCAAAUUUAAUUGGAAAAGGUGUACUUCCCUUCCUGUCACUCAUGCAGCAGUUCUGUCACCUCAAGUUAUUACACCUACAUCAGCAAGGACUCUAAGCGAAAGGCAAAAGUCACACAUAAGUGCUUCGCAAGCUACUGUUUCGAGGUCCCUCUCAGUACCUGGGAGGAAUAUUGUUAUUGUAAGGUCAUCAUCUUUUGCUACCCGUGAAAAUCAGGAUCCAGACGCUGACAGUGAUCAAAUUACUCCUGAUCCUGUCCACGAGGAUCAAGAGAUUCCUGAAGAAGAAGCUAUCUGCAGGAUCUGUUUCGAUACCUGUGACGAAAGAAAUACACUCAAGAUGGAGUGCUGCUGUAAAGGUGCACUCCGACUCGUUCAUGAAAAUUGUGCAAUCAAAUGGUUUAGCAUAAAAGGAAACAAAUUAUGUGACGUAUGUGGUAAAGAAGUUUCAAAUUUACCGGUGACUUUGCUUCGGGUGCCAAAUACUCAAAGAGAUAACAGGGAGCAGAACCAACAGGGUCUGAAUGCGACAAGUGCUUGGCAAGACUUUGUGGUGCUCGUCUUGAUAAGCACAAUUUGCUAUUUCUUCUUCCUUGAGCAGCUACUGAUUGGUGAGAUGAAAAAUCAGGCACUUAUAGUUGCUGCACCGUUCUCUUUUACCAUAGCUCUUGUAGCCUCUAUUUUUGCAGUCAUCUUAGCUAUUAAAGAGUACGUAUGGACUUACGCAGCUCUUCAGUUUGCACUUGUGGCUGUGAUUCUCCAUCUUUUCUAUUCAAUGCUUCACUUGCCACCUGUUUAUGCAAUCCUCCUAUCAGCAGUCUUAGGAUUGGGAGUGGCUAUGAGUCUCAACUCGUUGUAUAUUCGUUACUUUUCCUGGCGGGUUCGAGUUGCUGAAAACUCUAACCUAGUAUGAUUGUAUACCUGAGAUAGAUGAGAUUGGUCACAUGUGCACUGAUAGCAAAUCAUCCAAGGGCUAAAGUGGAAGUUUCAAAUCCACUCAUCGAUGAAAGGAGUCAUCGAUGAUUGUCAUGCUAUUAUGAAGAGAUCUUGCUGACAGUUGCACGGUGAUGGCCUCGGGUACUCAGCCAGCUAAUCAAGACUACAUUAUUGAUAUUAUUAGUAAUAUUAUCAGUAGCGGGAGUUGUUAUUUUCUCAUGAUUUGAAUCGCAAAGAUGUAUUGCUUUUUGCCUUUUGGCUGCUUGUAGAGUUGCCAUGUUCCACGAAUCUUAGUAAAUGUAGACAGUGCAUGGUGCAGUCCUCUUUCUGUAGCAAAAUUUGGUGGGGGCAAUAUUGCCACCCUUGUGCCAGUCUUGACAUAUGGGUAAAAAGUGUAUAAUUCACAUUUUCCAAGUUCUAUUACAAAGUGGUCAUUCUUGUGAAAGUAA
Messenger RNA from Olea europaea var. sylvestris, 1886 nucleotides. RefSeq lists its product as uncharacterized. The record is from RefSeq and is a predicted model, not a curated record. Gene Ontology annotation, molecular function: zinc ion binding. Lineage: Eukaryota; Viridiplantae; Streptophyta; Magnoliopsida; Lamiales; Oleaceae. Bases 128 to 1414 code for a protein of 428 amino acids. The transcript has 10 exons.